Cryptotermes secundus is the source of this 5463-nucleotide messenger RNA. Its product is annotated as probable cationic amino acid transporter. Gene Ontology annotation, biological process: transmembrane transport; amino acid transport. Gene Ontology annotation, cellular component: plasma membrane. Lineage: Eukaryota; Metazoa; Arthropoda; Insecta; Blattodea; Kalotermitidae. Gene Ontology annotation, molecular function: amino acid transmembrane transporter activity. The transcript has 15 exons. The coding region runs from base 203 to 2521 and encodes 772 amino acids. The record is from RefSeq and is a predicted model, not a curated record.
AUGCAGUGAAGACUAGCACGGAGGGGCAGACCGCAGCAAAAUGUACAUUGAAGCGGAGAGGUGAUGGGGUUGUGUAGCAUAAACAUGUAGAGAAGUCUCGAGAGUUACAGACCGGCGUUAUAAACAUUAACUGUGAUCGCAGGCAACAUACAAAUAGUGCGACCCGUGUGACGUCAUUCAGCUGCAAACGUCUGCAUAAAGUAUGAAGCUAGGCGUGUUCCCGCAGCUGAACCAGCUGAACAGGGCUGAGCUGAAACGGGACGGUCUCGCACUGUUCAGUAAACUGAUCCGUACUAAGAAUGUGGAAAGCAUGCAGGGGGAGGUGCCCCACGGAACGUCAGAGUCCCAGGACCCCAAGAAAAUGAAACUCAAGAAAUGCCUGACGACCCUGGACCUGACGUCCCUGGGGGUGGGCUCCUGUGUUGGCACGGGCAUGUACCUUGUGGCCGGCAUGGUGGCGCGCAACUAUGCCGGCCCUGGAGUUGUCUUCUCCUUCAUCAUUGCCGCUGUAGCUUCCAUAUUCUCCGGGGCUUGCUACGCAGAGUUCGGAGUUCGAGUCCCGCACACGACGGGCUCCGCGUACAUGUACAGCUACGUCACUGUGGGGGAGUUUAUCGCCUUUGUGAUUGGCUGGAACAUGGUGCUGGAAUACCUUAUUGGCACGUCGGCCUGCGCCUGCGCCCUCAGCGCCUGCUUCGAUGCCUUGGCCAACGGUGCAAUCAGCGGAGCCAUGAAAGCGUUCUUCGGCAGAUCACCUGACUUCCUGGCCUUCAUCAUCACCAUCCUGAUGAUGCUGCUCAUGGCAGCGGGCGUCAAGAAGUCCCUAGUGUUUAACAACGUGCUCAACGCACUCAACCUGUCCGUCUGGGUGUUUGUAAUGACCGCCGGCCUCUUCUACGUGGACACGGGCAACUGGAGCGACCACAAGGGUUUCCUGCCGUACGGCUGGCCCGGGGUACUGACUGGGGCCGCGACCUGCUUCUAUGCCUUCAUUGGAUUCGACAUUAUCGCCACGACGGGGGAGGAGGCAAACAACCCUAAGCGAUCCAUUCCCCUGGCGAUAGUGACCAGCCUGGUCAUCAUACUUAUCGCCUAUGUCACUUCCUCCAUGAUGCUCACUCUCAUCGUGCCAUAUGAUGAGGUGGACGCCAACUCGGCGCUGGUGGAGAUGUUCGGGCAAGUGGGGGCCAUGAAGUGCAAGUACAUCGUGGCGGUGGGCGCCCUGGCCGGCCUCACCGUCUCCAUGUUCGGCUCCAUGUUCCCCAUGCCGCGCAUCGUGUAUGCCAUGGCGCAGGACGGGCUCAUCUUCAGGACCCUGUCGCAGGUGUGGCCAGCUACUGGAACUCCAGUGCUCGCUACCUUCAUAUCCGGCCUGGCCGCGGCGCUAGCAGCCCUACUUAUUCGGCUGGAAGUGCUGGUCGAGAUGAUGUCCAUCGGCACGCUGCUCGCCUACACUCUGGUCUCGACCUGCGUGCUAAUCCUGAGGUACCAGCCUCACUCUACCAAUCUCAUCGAGCUGCUGCCUCAGAGCCUCAGAACCCCGAUACGAGGCUCCCCCACCAAAGAGAACCUCAGCAAUGGACAGGUACUUUACGGAAAGCAACUGCACCCCGACCAACUGAGGGCAGCCCUGGGCAACACGGCGCCCGCACCCACAGUUCCUGCGCACCAGCCGUCGGCACCAGCCGGGGUCGCUAUGGGCCCCAACCAACAGAGGGUUAUGGUGCGGCGUGUGACACGCAGGACGGACGGUGCGGGGAACUUGCGGGGAUUCGAAGACUCACCGGACAGUGACGACACAUUCCCAGGAGAGGAGCCGGAAGAGGACUUCUUCCUGCGGGAUGACCAGUUCCUGGUGUCGGAUCGCAGCGAAAACAAGUUCUAUGGCACACUACACGGGGGCAGCACAGGAGGCAGCGGCGUGGCGGCGGCAGUGGGGCCCAGCCUGGGGUACAUCGGCAGAAGACUACAGGCCGCCACGUACCUCUGUCCGGCCAUCUUCCCGUGGGUGGACACAGGCCCAGCGACCGAGGAGUCCGGCAUGUUCGUCAUGAAGAUGGUGGGACUCCUCUACCUCCUGAUCCUCAUAUUCGACCUGAUCGUGGUGUGCAGCAUGGGCUCCAUGUCGGGAGCCACCACCUUCUUCCUCGUGCUCUUCCUGCUGGCCAUCAUCGCCGUGCUGCUUGUCAUCUCCAGGAAACCGCAGAACAGGAAGACUUUGCUGUUCAUGACUCCGGGACUGCCCUUCGUGCCGGCCAUCGCUGUCAUGGUCAACAUCUACCUCAUCUUCAAACUGUCCAUCCUCACUCUCGUCCGCUUCACCGUCUGGAUGGCUAUAGGCCUCGGCGUGUACUUCUACUACGGCAUCAAGCACAGCACCCUGGAGGAGGAGAACAUCGAGCUGACCGUGUCGACAGAACAGCCCACUGAAGCAGCGCCGGUCCCCGUCGUGACGUCAUCACCAGAACCCAGAAGUGAUCUGUUCAUUCCCGCCCAGAGUUUCCCCACGUGGGACGACUGAAGCAGCUACAGAGAUCCUGCGACUCCUUGGGGCGAGAACAUGGAGCUAAAAUCGGAAAUUCGAAAAGGGCGAUUCUCCCUGAGCACAGGUCUUCAUCAUGUUCAUGAGCUGACGGCACUCGUGCCAGCGUGGCUUGUCUCCGUACGAACCUGUAAGGACCUUGGCCUCGUUUCUUCUCUGUGAUUUGUCUUCUCACUGAGCCUCUUUUCGCUUGCAGCUCUCACAAAUCAUUAACAUCUUCCAACCGUCAAACAUUGUCUGGUCACCCCUGUUUGGUCCAGGGUAAUCACAAGCCCCAGCCACUCCAUAGCAGCUACCACAUCAGGGACAUCGUGUAAUUUUCUCUGUUCGGUUCUACUGCAUUACGACCGCAGAGACGAAACCACUGUUUUCAUCAGAAUGUGUAGCACACACAAACCUUUAAAGCAAAGUGGUAACUAUAUGUACCAGUGAAUCUAACACCAUAGAAAUGAACGUUUUGUUCACAGAGUGUUUUAUGUCUUCUUGCAUGGCUACUGUAUAGCAAACGUUGCUAACGGGUCGUUCUUUGUUAUGCAGAUUCGGCGCCCUUUCUGUGUGCUAUGAACUGAGUUUCUGAGUAUCGCCUUCAGGCCUCAGAAGCGUAAGUGCUGCACAUUCUGUGUCAAGCAAAAGCAUGUUCGCUCUUCAUCGUCAGUUGCUCAGAGCUCGUAGAGGCUGGGGUUCUAGCUGUGUCGGUCGGCUGCAUAAGUCAGCAGAGCGCUGUCUCGCUACUUUACAAUACAACAAUGAUUUCUCUUAAUAAAUAUCAAUAUACACCACAGCAAAUACUACAUUUUGAGAGGCAAAGCGAAAAAAAAAUGUCAGGUUCAGAAAACAAAAGAGUCGCUGUAUCGACGGGGCCGUGGAUGGACCCCACUCCCCCCCCCCUUUUUAGCUUCACCAUGUCGGGCCCAAAGGAACGUUGGUGAUUCAUCUGACUCUAAAAUGUUCAACGCGAUACAAAACGGGGAAGGCCCUCGGCGGUAGCAAACUCCAUCAGUCUGGGGCACCGUCACGGUCUCCCCACCAUUCAAAUGCAACCGUUUACAAAAUAAUAAUAAUAAUACUGUUCUUCUUCUUCUUAGUAUUAUCAAUAGUAAAUAAUAAUAAAUCUGAAUAUACGAGCACUGAGCAAAGCAGUAAGCACUUCUCAGCCAAUCGCGAGGCUGGGUUCACAUCUCAAGCCUGGGAUUAAGCAAAUAUUGCAGAUUACUGGGUGACAGUAAUAUUAACGAACUGCAGACUCAAUGCGCGAGAGCCACCCUUGAAUAUCCAGCAGUCAUUGAACUUCUCAAGAAAUCCCAAUAUUUAGAAUUCUGCACACUAACAAGAAUAAGCACUGUUGAACCUCCUCAAAGUAAAAAUUCGUGCAUGAAUUUGUUAAGAAUAAAGAUAAAAUUAAAAUUCAGCACCGAACUGCACUCCGGGUUUGACAAAUCAUCCGCCAGUUUGGUUCAGACGUCAGCCCGGGGCGCUAUGCAAUUUUGUAUCCAUUGCAAAACAUUAUUAACAAAGACAGUCAAAUGAAUCACUACAAAUCUAAGCAGAAACGAAGGAUCUUUUUAUAACAACUAAUUCCUAUCACAACAGAGCAAAUGUUACGAGACAGAGUGUACCGCACUGCUGAAAAUAAACGAACAGCGCUUUCCCCCCCCCCAAAUCAAAUUAAUUUGUGCGGCAAACGAAACGACCUUCGUAUUGUCGGCAUUCACAGGGACACCAGCUGUACACGUGACCCAUGUAAUGAUGCUCUGUUGCGUGCUGAAUGUACUAUACCGAAAAUAUUCUUAAAAUGUGUUCCAGAAAGUUCUUAUCAUCUGUGUUCGUGUACCAUAUAAUGUUGUUAUCAAUAAUCAUAAUGCAAUAAGAGAAACAUGAAGUCCCUUCGUAUGUAUUCCUAUGUUGACUGCACUUUAAGAUAUCUGCACCGUGUAUGCGCAUGUGAUGACACAGACUGUACACGCAUUACUGUCGCGUCUGGCCUCCUGGGCGGCUCGCUGAAACUGACCGCCCGCCCACUGGACACUUGCUUUCAACACGCCCAAAAAUUUCGUGAAGCAACAGUUUUCUUUUGAACUCGAAACAGAUACACAGACUGCUGUCAAUACAAUUUCAGAAGAUACUAAAAGACGAAUUUUAAAGUUAACGUUAACAGCAGCCGUCACUCAACAAUUCUAAUGUUCAGAGGCAACCGGUCGCGAGCCGUACAGGGGCCGCGCUUCAUGCCCUCUCUACGUCAGUGCCUGUAAGUACGAGAUUACAAGAGACCACAGAAAUCUACAAUUAAUAUGUAAAAAAAUAACUUAGCCCCAAACCCCUCCAGCAAGGAGAAUAAUUUCAAAUAUAUGUGUACAGUACAAUGUACGGGACAGAGAGCAAAAGGCCUAUUACAAUGUAUCACCGUGCAUCUGAAUUGAAUGGGAGUUUGUAUGGAAAUCUUGCAUAUCUUUUUCUUUUCAUUUCCUGUUUGUUGUUUCAAAACGAGGAGAGGUGAUGUGCCCUUGUGUCCCUGGCUUGCGGCUGCCUUCAGGCCUACAGUGGAGCGGGCAUCGCGCGCCUGCGGGUCACCAACUCAGGCGGAAGAAUGUAGCACUGUUGUCACAGCCUCCUUCCCACUGCACACGCAGAAGUUUGCGCUGUGGUAGCGAGCAAGUGUCUGGCCAACACGUCAGUGUCGCUGAAUGCCACUUCGAGGCUGACACACAGACCUAACAACUUGUAACAGGGAUUUUUAAAUCGCCGCUGCACUGUGGAGUUAAAAAUGAAAGAAAUGCCUCGUGAGUCUAACUGGCCCUUUUGGGCUCGUGGUGUCUUCAGGCGCUUGUACACUUUCAAAACGAAUAACUCGCCAUUUUACAUUAACUCAUGAGGCGCAGUUGCGAAAUAUUUUCGCUUGAGUGUCAAAGUGACAUUGAUUACAA